This is a messenger RNA of Brassica napus (rape), 2388 nucleotides long. Its product is annotated as glutathione S-transferase T3-like. Lineage: Eukaryota; Viridiplantae; Streptophyta; Magnoliopsida; Brassicales; Brassicaceae. Bases 1047 to 1850 code for a protein of 267 amino acids. The record is from RefSeq and is a predicted model, not a curated record. The transcript has 3 exons.
GAAGGGUGAAGGUAAAUUGGAGCUUUCACGUUUUUUUUUUUGCAUUUGGAGUUGUUGCAUGUUGAUUCAUCUGGUAUUAAGGUUCUAUCGAAGGGUUUUAAUCGAUUUCGGUUCUCAAAUCGAGUUGGGGAUUUUUUCGAAUUAGGGUUUUCGUCUGGAUUUGUUCAUCGCGCGUCGGUUAUUUGUUGUUUUCGUCGUUAUUAAGGGUCGGGAUAGAGUUAUUAAGGAGUGGAUUGAGUUCUUUAUCGAUUUAAGUCUUGGGUAUAGGUUUCUAAAUCGAUUAGUUUUUGUUGUUGCAGGUGUUGAAAUGGAGGAAGAAUUAAGAGAUAUGAAAGCCCGCAAAGAUUACUACAACAUGCUUCAUGCCGUUUCAGAUGCGCAACAAGGUAUUCCUCAAUUCUGCCCCUGUGGAGCACUGACGAAGGAAGUCGUUGAUAAAGACGACACAUAUGACUACCUCCCUGGGAAGAGAUACUUCAUCUGCUGUGAGUUCGAGAAUGACGGGAUGCAUUUCAGGCAACCAUGGGUUACGGGUAUGCAACAAGAGGUUGAGAGGUUCAAAAAAGUAUUCAACGAGCAGGAAAAGCUGAAGAGAGAAUGCGAGGCGCUUAAGGAGCAGGUGAAGAUGCUGCAUUUGCGUCUGAAUGAACUUGAGAGCAGCCAUUCGGAGGUUAGUGUGUAAACCUAUUUGCGUAACUUUAGCUAGAUAGUUUAGCUAGAUAGUUUUUAAAACUCUAGGUAGAUAGUUUUUAAAACUUUAUAGUUGAACUUUAUAGUUGAAACUUUAUAGUUCAACUUUAUAGUUCAAACUAGUAUAACUUUUUGUUGUGAUUUCGAAAGUGAUUUGAUAUGUUAUAAAUGAAAAGUAAACCCGUCUUUAAUUGUGUCUAACUGCUUAUUUUUAAUGGUGAUAACACCAUUUAAGUGUCUUUAGCUGUAAUGAGAAGACAGUUUCCUACUAGAAGUUAAUUCAUUUUCGUAAAUAAUCCCCUAUUUAGAGCCACUCCCUUUGCUUAGAGUCCAGUAAAACAUAGUAUUCUUCCUAAAUGGCAAACUCCUCCACAAGUUUUAUUAACCUUUUAGCGAGCCAAGGGGUUAUUGACCUUGACUCAUCGGAACCUCCGUGCGUUAGCAGUCAAGGGGUAGCCAGCCAAUGUUCCGAUGAGGCUACGGUAAAAGAGAGGAGAAAAUGGUCACCAAAGGAGGAUAUAAUCUUCAUUGGUGCUUGGCUCAACACGAGCAAAGACCCAAUAGUUAGUAACAAACAGAAAGGCCUUGCGUUCUGGAAGAGGAUAGUAAAGAACUACAACUCCAGUCCUUUACUGGUUGGUACAAUCCCCCGCGAACUUGGGCAAGUCAAGCAACGAUGGGCCAGGAUCAACGAUUUGGUGUGUAAGUUUUCUGGUAGCUACGAGAUGGCACUGAGGGAGCAGAUAAGCGGGCAAAAUGACAACGAUGUGAUGAAGGCUGCAUUAGAGAUCUUCUUCAAUGACAAGGGCUUUAAGUUCAACUUGGAACAUGCCUGGAGAGAGCUUAGGCAUGAUGUCAAAUGGUGCUCCACCUUUCUCGGGAAGGACAAUGGGAAGGACAAGCGCAAAACAGGUGCUUCUGAUGCGGGAGGGUCAGUGACAGAGCCACAAGAGAGACCCAUAGGAGUGAAGGCAGCUAAGGCUGCUGGUAAGAGGAAGAAAAUAGGAAAAGAAGAAGAAUUAGGACAACUUAAAGAUUUGAUGGAGACCAAAAGGAAAAUCUCAAAUCAGAGUUUGCUUGCAAGUUUGCUUGCUAAAACCGACCCACUUACUGAGAUGGAAUUAGCUCUGAAAAUGAAAUUAAUGUCUGAGAUGUUGUGAUGGUUUGUUAACGCUUACUUACUGUUGUUUACUUGUCUUUUUACUCAUGCUUACGAAUCUCAUUUUACGUGUUUCAGGUGAAGAAGAAGCCCAUGUGAGCCAAGUCACGGGUUGUCUGGAAAGCUGCUGUGUGUUUUGUUUGUUUCUGCGACUGUUUUCAUGUGAACCAAGUCACCGGUUGUCUGUAACCUUGGCUUUAUAACUCUGUUGUUUCGGCUUUGUAACUCUACUACUCUUCGUUUCAAAAAACUUGUAUCUCUCUGCUUUCAGUUUGUUAUCUUUGCAUCGGAAUCUCUACUAUUGUAAGCUCUCUGUUUCUUGAACUAGAAGUUGUUGUCGGUUUAAAACCAUAGCUCUCUGCUCUUCUUCUAUCUCGUGUUUCUUAUAGCUCUCUGGUAUUUCGGUUUAUCUUUUAAGGAACUAGAUAAUCACUUGAUCGUUUGGAGUAUUGCAUCACUUGUUUUUUUUAAAAGAACUUGGUCAUCACUUUAAUGAACUUGAUCGUCACUUGAUUAGUAUUUAUUUUUUUGUUGUCACC